Molecule: messenger RNA, 1763 nt
Organism: Carassius auratus (goldfish)
Lineage: Eukaryota; Metazoa; Chordata; Actinopteri; Cypriniformes; Cyprinidae
Gene: rbm43
Product: RNA binding motif protein 43
Exons: 4
Coding region: 102-1688 (528 amino acids)
Source: RefSeq, a predicted model, not a curated record
ACGCCCCCUUGUUUCCGUGGAAACGUGAGCACUGCGCAGUUUCACUUUCACAUAAGAACAAAGAAUGGUCGAAUCUUUGCUGCAGUAUCUUAUCCACAAUCAUGAACAGUGUUGAGAUGGACGUGAAGGAAAUGGUUAUUGAAGUGAAUGGACUUCCAGACGACUACCCCAAUAAUAAAAUGAUUGACAAAUUAACCAUGCACUUUCUGAGGCCCAGCAACAAUGGUGGAGAGGUUUUAAUAGUGAUAUAUCCCACCUCCAACAAAGGCCAGGCUUAUGUUGUUUUUGAAUCAGAAGUACCCCGAGUCUUGGACCAUAAUCAUGUUUUGGACCUGGAUAGUCAGUUUUACCCACUGGAUGUUAAAAAGGUACAUCAGCCUAAGUUUGACAUGCCAGCUGAAGCAUUCCUUGAUGUGAGCAUGUUCUACAAUCAGAAAACGAUCCGAAGUCUUCUUCAUAGCUUUGAUGUCUCAGAGACCAGUUCAGGACAGCUGCAUUUGCGGGGAACCUUUCUUAACCUAAAACGCAUCCAUCCCAAACUCAUGCAUCUCCUGGCUCAAGAAAACCAAUCGCAAAGAAGCACACCUUCACAAUGCACUAAUGGCUUCUCGUCUGACUCUGUCUCCAGUGACUAUCAAUCUAGAUCUCAUUCCACAUUGAGAUACAUUCACAGAAAUGGUAGAAACCCAGAUUCUGGAAUAAACUCAAGAUCCCCAGACUCCCCAAGCAGACAGGCACUCAUGCAGGCUGCCUCUUCACUGGAGUUUAGUUCAAGCACAGAGUAUUCAUUCAGCAGUCCCAUCAGGAGCUAUGAGGACUCCAGCGUAACCGCUCAGCAGCGGAAUCCCUCGUCUCACAGGAAAACUGAGGAUACCUUCCCUGUGGAUCCACUCGCGUUCAAAUAUGUAAUGCACUUUAAGAAAGAUUUUAUUGAAAAGAUAGAAUCUGAUCAUCAAACUCACGUCAGCCAUGUAGACGAUUCAGGAGUUGUUAUGGUUAAACUUUCAGGAGGAUCCUGUGAAGAUGCAGGUAAAGAAUUGCGCGAAUUCAUGCAGAACACCAGCUCAUCUUUACGCACACAAGAAAUAGACCUGCAUGAACUCAUCAGCAGUCGAAGGACACACAUUACUGAGAAUGCUCACUCAUUCCAAAAGAUCUACAAUGUUUUAAUUAAGGAGGAAAAUGACAUUCUCAAAGUGGUGGGUUCCUCUAAAGAGAGUUAUGAUGCGAAGGAAAGGCUUCUUGGACGGGAGGUUAACAUUGUUUUGCCAAGACACUUCGCAGGGGACUCUAUGCGACGCAGCAGCUCUUUGCCAAGGCAAAAAAUAAUGCAUAGAGAGGAGAACCCAGACUUGGGAGGACUUCCUGAUGCUGUGUACACCACUUCUGUUAGUAGAUCCCCUGCCUCACAGUCUUGGACUGACUCUCAGUUACAAGCAGAAGUGCAAAAGGAAAGAGGUCGCGAGUCCUCUAAAUCCUCUGCACACCGUGGCAGGUCACACAGUGUCUCUCGGUUACAACACAGAAAUGAGAGCAGAGUAAACCAAGAACCAUCAGUGUACAAUAAGCAGGAUUUGACACCCCCUCAUGAAGUUCAAAUAUCUAAAAAAGGGUCCAUUCCUAAAAUAAUGGCUGCCCUUACACCUAAAAUAAAUAUCAAUUUCAAAAACAAAAGUAAAAAUUGUUAAAACAACAUUAACCUGUUAACUGUCACUCACGUUUUUGAAGAUAGACAUGAAUGUGCAUGAUACAAACCUAAAUCU